AUGGAUGUCGAAAGUGCAACGGAUUCGCCAGACGUUUCUCCUUUGGGUGGAGAUUCUGCAAUGCAAUGGAAAUCGAUUUCUAUUACACAUGUGGAAUAUCCAAAAGGUGACUUGAUUGGAUUUUUCCUCGCCUGGGUCAGUCUACUGCCAUUCUGUAUCAUAGUGGGGUUUAUAACCUUGAUAAUAUUUAGGCGGGACCUUCACACUAUUUCUUAUUUUGCUGGUUUACUGCUGAAUGAAGUUAUAAAUUGGCUAUUGAAACACCUAAUACAAGCUCCACGCCCCAUCAGACAUCGUCAGCUUUACACAGAGUAUGGAAUGCCAUCAAGCCAUGCUCAGUUUUCCUGGUUUUUCUCCACAUACAUGAUUCUAUUUUUAUUUCUUAGAAUUUAUAAAAAUUAUAACUUGAUAGAUGAUAUAUGGAAAUACUGUGUCAGUGCAAUAUGUGUCACAGCAUCUUCUAUUAUUUUAUAUAGCAGGGUUUAUUUAGGAUACCACACAUUUGGGCAAGUGUCCUGUGGAGCUCUGCUUGGUAUAUUUUUUGGAGCAGCAUGGUUUUGUAUUGUCUAUGUUGUAUUAACUCCAUUCUUCCCAAUCUUGGCCUCAAGCCCUAUAGGUGAAUUUUUGAUGCUUAGAGACUCAACAUUGAUACCCCAUGUCAUGUGGUUUGAGUAUACUUCUUCCAGGACAGAGGCAAGGGGCAGACAGAGAAAGUCCAGGAAGUCUCAAUGACUGGGCCGUCAUUAGGUGUACUAGGUCAGCAUGUAUAGAGUGAUCAUCAGAAUCCUACCAGCUACCCUGAUGAUAAUAAUGCUCCAGAGUUAAGCUUCAUGGAAAUGUUUGACUUCAUGCAGACCAAUUUCAAGUUCAGGGUUUACAUGAGACUGACUUUGCUUGUCUUGUGUCAUCAAUAUUAUGAUCCUCGACCAUAAAUAUACCCAUGACUACAGGUCUUAUAUUGUUUACUCAUCAUGGUAAAUUCAUGUCUAUGGAAGGUCAAAGUCACACGUCCAUACCACAUUGGGUUUUAAUUUAAGAUAAAUGUGUAAAGGUGGUGGUUACAAUUUAUGAGUAGGGUUGUAACCAAUGUGUAACCAAAGAAUUAUGUAUGUAAUGAAUGAAGUCAAUUUGAAUGAUUUGACAUUUUCUUUAUAAAAAGUGGAGAUGUUUAAAUUGACCCAAGGUUUAUGUAAAAUAGUAUAUAAAUGUUACAUUAUUAAAGUAUUGUUACUUGAUGAGAUUGAAUAGAAAUAAAUUAUUUGGCUUGAUUGUUUAUUUUGCUAAUGAUU
Molecule: messenger RNA, 1289 nt
Organism: Ylistrum balloti
Lineage: Eukaryota; Metazoa; Mollusca; Bivalvia; Pectinida; Pectinidae
Product: dolichyldiphosphatase 1-like
Exons: 8
Coding region: 1-732 (243 amino acids)
Biological process (GO): lipid biosynthetic process; protein N-linked glycosylation
Cellular component (GO): intracellular membrane-bounded organelle; endoplasmic reticulum membrane
Molecular function (GO): dolichyldiphosphatase activity
Source: RefSeq, a predicted model, not a curated record